GAGGUCUUAAGAAACAUGAAAGGGAGGGAUGUUAGAAAAACAGAUCAUCUAGAAUGGCUGGAUCUAGAGGUGGGUGGAUUUGCAGAGAGACCCACUGGUGAGUGAGGGAGGCAGAUAGUGUGGGGCCUGGAAGUCAUUUUACAGAGUCUGGAUUUUAUCUGGGGGCCAGUGAGAAGCCUUUAAAGGGUUUUUGCAGUUAAGGUGGGAGGCUGGUGAGGAAGCAGAGAGAAAGAGGACAGCAGUCCAGGUUGAGCUGUUGGCAGCAGAGAUGGAGGGAAGGGAUGAACACUGAGAGCUGUUGAGGAGAAAGGAUAACAGGCCUGGUGACACUGAAUAAGGAGGGAGGUGGGAGAGGACCCCAGAGUUUCUGUCUUUGCCAGCUGGAUGGAGAGCAGAGCUGCCUGAUGAGUUAGGGGCUCUGGUGGAGGUGCAGUGCUUGCUUUGUUUGGGACAAGUUGGGCAUGAUGUUCCUAUAGAAUAUCCAGGGAGGGAGUCUGUGCAUAGCUGGUUCUAUAGUUUUGAGUUCAGGAAAGGGCCAAAGCUAAGGAUUCACAAAUGGACAGGUAGGAGUGGGUGAGGUGGCCAGGGGGUAGGUCCUGAAGGACACCAACCAGAAAAAGAGCAACCCAAAGAGGAAGGAGGAAAACCAGAAGGUUUGGAAGCCAGGGAAAUACCCACCUGCUGUAUUGGAGGUUGCAAACCUGUCAAGGCUGAGUAUCCACUGGAGUCAGGGAAAAUGUUACUAGGUGGAGGCUGUUUCUGGGACAUGGUGGGGACAGCCUGAAGCCAGACCAUAAGAGGGAUGGGAGGUGAGGCAGUAGAGAAAGCCAGAGCAGAGGACUCCUGAGAAUUCUGUGAACAGGAGAGUGAGGCUCAGGAUGCAGGGUUUGUUUUUUAAGGGAGAACACUGGUAGGAAGUCAGAAGCAGCAGUCAUAGCCACUGGAAAGAGGAUUGUGCUGGGUAGCAGUGCUGGUUCGUACAGCCUGCCCUCAGAAGCUCCCAGGUGGGGUAGGGGGUGGAGGUUGUCUACUCCAAGACCCAUUGCAUGAGCUGGGAUCUGGAGGCUCUGAGUUCCAGGAAGUGAAAGGUGGCAGCAGAGCUAGGCAAGGCCUGGGCCCUCAAUCUCCAGAGCACCUCUCUGCCUGCCUGGGUCCAGAUCAAACAAACCCUUUGCUUGCUAGCCUACUUCAGGAGUCCCCCAAGCUGAACCAAUCCCUGCCAGCCCUACCGGACCUGCAGGGGGCCCAAGCUUGGUUAUUUCUACCUGCAGGAGGCUACGCUGGCCUGGACACUAGGGACCAGGGGACUGUCUCUAGGGAGACAGACCGAAGUGCUCACUUGUGAAGUUAAAGCAGACAAGGUCAUCCCCCUGUCCUGUAUCCCAGUGGAUGAGGGAGAGAGGCAAGGGAAGACAGAGGAAAAAGUCCUGGACUGAAUUCUGGAAGACCUGAAGCCGUGCUCUUAUCUUCUGCCUGUAUGAUCCUGGGCAAGUCACUUACCUCCCUGAAGGGCAGCAAACCCAUCUGGGCAUGAUCAAUGAGAGCUGCUGACAGGGUUGUGAGAACUGAACGAGCAGUCUUGUUGGUUCUUGUCUGUGUGGUGUGUUUGCCGGCAGGCAUGGCAGAACCAAGAGUAAGGAGGCAGCCAUGUAUCUGGGGCAUUUUUUGGACCCUGUCUUCCAGAACCAGGGCUCCUGGUAAGCCAAGGAGAGGCGCUUCCUAGGCUGUGUUGGGAGGCGCCAGGUGUUUGCCAAAGUUGCUGGGCUCCAGGGAUUUGGGACCCGCCUGCCCUGGUGCUCCUGCCAACCCAGGCCCUGACCCACACUGGAGAGGCAGGGAUGGGGAAACUAACCCGAGGGGCUAAUGCUUCUUCCUGUCUCCUGGAAAGGCAGAUUUGGGGAAUUUGAGCCUGCACAGAGACCAGAAUCCACCUCUUCCAGCCUUCCCAGAGAGAGCUGCCAGUGAGGAUCCCUCUCAGAAAUUAGUUCCCACUCGGAGACAGGGCUCACAGCGGCGGCGCCAGGGCGGAGCUGAGCUCCAGAUGUCCGGGCGCGCACAGCUGUUGGGUCACGUGGCAGCGGCCCCGGGCCCCCCCUUCCUGCCAACGUUGCAUUUGGCCCAGGCCCCGUCCAUGGCCGCCCUUGGGACCCUACGCUGAGCCCCGGAGGCCCUGGCAUGCGGGGCCGCGCCGCUCCCAAAGGUCAAAGGUGUGUCAAGAUUUCAAGGACGACCGUGGUGGGGGGCGCGGGCGCCGGCCACGCGGACAUGAGGCGGAGGCUGCGCCUACGCAGAGAAGCGUCGCUCACGCUGCUUCUCGGCGCCGCCCUCGGCCUCCUCCUCUACGCGCAGCGCGAUGGCGCGGCACCGACGACAAGCGCGCCGCGAGCUCAAGAGGGGGCGGCGCUGGAGCCCACCGCGGGGCUCCGUGUAUUCCCGGCACCCGACGCGGGUGCAGCUCCGCCGGCCUACGAAGAGGACACGCCGCAGCCGCCCACGCCCACGGGACCCUUUGACUUUGGUCGCUAUCUGCGCGCCAAGGACCAGCGGCGCUUCCCUCUGCUCAUUAACCAGCCGCACAAGUGCCGAGGAAAUGGCGCAUCUGCCAGCGGACCUGACCUGCUCAUCGCCGUUAAGUCGGUGGCGGCUGACUUCGAGCGGCGCCAAGCCGUGCGCCAGACGUGGGGUGCUGAGGGUCGCGUGCAGGGGGCGCUUGUGCGCCGGGUGUUCCUGCUGGGCGUGCCCAGGGGCGCAGGCACGGACGGGGCAGACGCGGAGGGGGCGGGCACGCAAACGCACUGGAGCGCUCUGCUGCGUGCUGAGAGUCGAGCGUACGCAGACAUCCUACUCUGGGCUUUCGACGACACUUUUUUCAACUUGACGCUCAAGGAGAUCCACUUCCUGGCCUGGGCCUCCGCCUACUGCCCCGACGUGCGCUUCGUUUUUAAAGGCGACGCCGACGUGUUCGUGCAUGUGGGAAACCUGCUGGAGUUCUUGGCGCCGCGGGACCCGGCGCAGGACCUGCUUGCGGGUGACGUGAUCGUGCAGGCGCGGCCAAUCCGAGUGCGGGCUAGCAAGUACUACAUUCCCGAGGCUGUGUACGGCUUGCCCGCCUACCCGGCCUAUGCAGGCGGCGGUGGCUUCGUGCUCUCAGGGGCCACACUGCGCCGCCUGGCUGGCGCCUGCGCGCAGGUUGAGCUCUUCCCCAUCGACGACGUCUUUCUGGGCAUGUGUCUACAGCGCCUGCGUCUCACACCUGAGCCGCACCCUGCUUUCCGCACCUUUGGUAUCUCUCGGCCUUCAGCCGCGCCGCACUUACGCACCUUUGACCCCUGCUUUUACCGCGAGCUUCUUGUAGUGCACGGGCUCUCCGCUGCUGACAUCUGGCUUAUGUGGCACCUGCUGCACGGACCGCGUGGGCCAGCCUGUGCGCAUCCAUGGCCUGUCGCUACUGGCCCUUUCCAGUGGGGCCCCUAGCCACUUAUCACAGCACCCAGCUCCCCUCAUUCAGACCCAGGAUGUAGUGGGAGGUGGUUUUAAUGGUAGGUUUCCCAGGGCGGAUUACUGCGGUGUGUAUGGUUCUUCCGCAGAAAAGGGCGUGAGUUCAGGAUCCAGCCCCACUAUCACCAGGAGUCUGCCGCCUCAGGGUCUCAGGGAUUGAAGAUUGAGCUUGGCUCCUGCUGACCUACCCUAAUGGGAGGUGAUCUGGAACCAAUCAAAUGGUGGCUCUUGAGAUGGGCAGGGAUGAGGUGGUGUACCAUCAGGCUCUUUGCCAAGCAGAUAAACAUGUUUGGUGCUCCUAGUAGGGACGUGUGUGUGGUGGGAGUGGCAGAGGCUCAUGGAAUCUGACCAUACUCCUUGGCUUGGAAUUCCUAGGGCAGACAAAUGCAGGUCUUUCUCAAGGAUGGCCCCACAGGGAGGGGCGGGGGUAGGGACCUGACCUCAGUCCUUAUGGGACUGGCUGGCAUUCUCCCACAACUCAAUCUGAAAGUAGGUGUUUUGCUUCCUACCUGUCCCUUCAAAGUGGAUUCUUAAUCCUGUCCAGGUCUUUAGUUCUCCUACUGUCUGCUUUCCUGGGGCCAACUCCCGAGCCCUGGACUGGAUGGAACACCAGGGAUGGAGACACACAAGGACUGAGGGCAUUGUCCUACCUAAAGUCUUUCACCACCUCCAGCUACCCACUGAAAAAGAACCUACAACCACAAAACUGAGUCUCCUACUGGAGGCCAUGCUGCCCCCUUCAGAGGAGCCAAGGAACCUCUUCUCCUAAGAUGACUUCACUAUUAAUUUCCCCAUAUUCUUCAACCACCCCCUUUCUCAUCCCCCACCAAAAAACAAUGCCUCCAUGCUUAUUUUAGUACAAACACCCCAGCAACAGCAUAUUGCUGAGGGCAUAGGUCUUUAUUGGAGGAGGGGUGUGGGCAGGGCAUGAGGAAGGUUCCCCCAUUCUAGGAGGAUGGGAACAGUCCUGGCUGCCCCACAGUGGGAUGUGCAGGGUGUCUCUGGCCAGGCCACAGUCCACAUGGGAAGACACUAAUCAGUCACAAAGUCAUGGGAAUGCCACACAAGCCUGGCUAUAUGCCCAGGAACCACAAAGGAGCCCGGGACAUUCAUUGUUAAACUAUACAGGAUGAGGCUGUACAUGAGUUAAUUACAAAAGUCAUAUUUACAAAAAUCUGUACACACAUUUGAAAAACUCACAAAAUUGUCAUCUAUGUAUCACAAGUUGCUAGACCAAAAUAUUAAAAAUGGGAUAAAAUUA
Molecule: messenger RNA, 4759 nt
Organism: Camelus dromedarius (Arabian camel)
Lineage: Eukaryota; Metazoa; Chordata; Mammalia; Artiodactyla; Camelidae
Gene: B3GNT9
Product: UDP-GlcNAc:betaGal beta-1,3-N-acetylglucosaminyltransferase 9
Exons: 2
Coding region: 2176-3474 (432 amino acids)
Cellular component (GO): Golgi membrane
Molecular function (GO): UDP-glycosyltransferase activity; hexosyltransferase activity
Source: RefSeq, a predicted model, not a curated record